This is a messenger RNA of Anoplophora glabripennis (Asian longhorned beetle), 1320 nucleotides long. RefSeq names its product solute carrier family 25 member 51. The record is from RefSeq and is a predicted model, not a curated record. Lineage: Eukaryota; Metazoa; Arthropoda; Insecta; Coleoptera; Cerambycidae. Bases 280 to 1128 code for a protein of 282 amino acids. The transcript is spliced from 3 exons.
UCUACUAAUUUAAUACCUAAUGUUACUUUUCUAAAUUUAGUUGUUUAAUUAACUACAGUAAUAAUUUUUUGCUUGAGUUUUGCGGUAAAUGGAAAUUUCUACUGUUUAUGGUCCGAAAAUGAGAUUUUUUAUCCUUUGAUGUUUUCAAAAUUUACGUGAAAUAAAAACAGGAAUGUAUGUGAAAAGUUAGAGGUAAAUGCCUUAAAGAUGUUGAAUAAUUAAUAACGACAAAAACUAGAGAGGAGAGAUAGACAGACUUCCUAUGAUUUCUAGGCAAGUAUGAGCAAUAUUGGACUACUUCUCAGUCUGACUGAAAGCUUCAACUGGAGAGAGUUUGCCUGUGGAUGGGGAGCAGCCUUCAUUAAUGUCACUGUUACCUACCCAAUUAAUAAAUUAAUUUUUCGGCAGAUGUUACAUGGUGUAAAGGCACAACAUGCAUUUCACCAGCUUAGAAAUGAAGGUAUUUUCUUUCUAUAUAGAGGUAUGUUGCCACCACUUUGCCAGAAAACACUUUCCCUUUCGAUAAUGUUUGGAGUUUACGAAGAAGUGCGAAGGCAUUUAAGAGACAAUGGUUUUAAUAGUUAUACGGCAAAGGCAUUAGGCGGCUUGGCAUCAGGCACAACAGAAGCAAUUUUAAUGCCAUUUGAAAGAGUACAAACACUUUUAGCAGACGCUAGAUAUCACGAAGAAUUUCGCAACACUUUCCAUGCAUUUAAAGCUCUCCGAAGUUAUGGCUAUGGAGAGUAUUACAGAGGUUUAGUUCCAAUUUUACUGAGAAAUGGACCCUCAAAUGUUGGGUUUUUUAUAAUUAGGGAUGAAAUACAGUGCCGAGUGCCCAAACAUGAAAAUGAAGUUGUUAGAACUAUAACUGAAUUCAUUUGUGGAGCCAUGAUAGGUGUAGUACUAUCUAGUUUAUUUUUUCCUUUAAACGUUUUGAAGGUUGCAAUGCAAAGUAAAGUCGGUGGACCUUAUGAAAAUCCUUUCAAGGUGCUUUUACAAGUGUAUAGGGAGCGUGGUGGAAAAAUUAGGUAUAUUUAUCAUGGCGUUCAUUCUAAUUGCACCAGAGCUUUUUUAAGUUGGGGUGUUAUGAAUACCGCCUACGAGCAUAUAAAGGCUAUUAUAUAUUAGCGACAAUUAGGCGUACUUUAAUGUUUUUCUUUUUUGUGCAUAUUUUAAAGUGAUACAUAAGUAUAUGUGGUUUUAAUUUUUAAUACCUCGUAAAGUAUUUACCUUUAAUGCUUUUAAUUGUUGAGUAAAAUUGAAAAGGUUCUAUUUUUUUAUUGUUUUAUUAAAUAUUUAUGAAAGUUGAUUAAAUAGAGA